AUGCCUCCAUCCUCGGCGCCCGCUUACGACUUGAACCCCAAUCUUGACGUCAAGACCAUCGACCCACCAGUUCAGAUCGGCGCAAGGUGGGCACAGUCUUAUCCUUCUAGCUCUUCGCCUUUCGCAGGAGCUGACGUGUUGCCUCACUUGCCACUGCUCAACCUCGCCCAGGGUGUACCUGGUCACCCUCCAACCCAGGCACUGCUUGAUCGUAUCCAGUUUGAAGCACAGCCGGAGAACGCAGCUUGCCCAGCAGGACAUACGCACGGUUAUGGUCCAGUCUUUGGCGACCCAAAGCUUCGCCAAGCCGUCGCAAGAGAUAUCAACAGAGUCUACCGCACACCGGGAAAGGGAGAAAGAAAUGCAGUCACAGAAGAGAACGUCGCCAUCACUGCAGGCUGUAACCUUGCCUUUACUGCUGUUGCUACCUCACUUGCCGGACCUGGCGAUGCAUUGGUCGUCUGCGAUCCAUGGUACUUCAACCACCAAAUGACCAUGACUGCCUUUGGUAUUCAGAUCGCCUCGGUGCACACAACGCCGCCAGACUACUUGCCCGACGUUGAAAUGAUUCGCGCUCUUCUAUCGAGCAACAGUCGCGCAUCGACCAAGACAAUCAAGGGUGUAGUGCUCGUCACGCCAAACAACCCUACAGGUGCUGUCUAUCCUCCCGAUCUCAUUCGUGAUAUUGCUGCUCUCUGCAACAUGUACGGAGUAGCUCUCAUUCUCGACGAAACCUACCGCGACUUUCUGUUGACAGGAAGCGACCUCGACGAUGCAUCGCAGCCCGCAUCUUCCUCUGCGACUCACUCACUUCCAUACAGCUACGCUCGCCCACACCAUCUAUUCGAAGAUGCACCAGCAGGCUUAGCAGAAAAGACAUGGGCUGAUGCAGCCUGGGAUUGGCGAGACACUGUCAUUCAGCUUUUCAGCUUCUCCAAAAGCUACGCUAUCCCUGGACAUCGUCUGGGCGGCUUUGUCGCGCACCCUGCCUUCCUCCAGCAGAAGAUCAAGGACGAUAGUGGAGCAGACAAACUCAUCUUUGGUCCGACCGCAAAAGCAUUGGACAACUUUCAAGUAGCCCCACCUCGCACAGACACACAACGUGCAGUCGCAUGGGCCAUCGAAGAUCCACAGCAACUCGAAUGGCGUAGUCAAGUGGCAAACCAGCUUCGUCAACGCAGACGUGCCUUUGUAGAAGCACUUUCGCGGCCCGUACCGGCUUUCUUGAACUCUGAUGCAAGUGCGCUAGCGCAAGCUUCUACCGAUGCGAGCACGGCCAAGUCGCCGAAAGAUUGGGGGUGGCACGUAGAGUCUGCAGGCGCAUACUAUGCGUUUUUGCGCCAUCCCUUCACCUCGGUGCCCUCGGUCAAGGUGGCUCAAGCGUUGGCAGAGUUGGUGGGUGUAGUUGUGUUGCCGGGAGCAUUCUUUACGCCCACCCAUGCAGAGGCAAAGGGCCAGUCGUCGGGAGCGAGGUUGAGGCUUUCCGUCGCGAAUGUGUCGACGGAGAAGCUGGCCAAGCUGCCAGAGCGGCUCGCAAUUCUGAGCGAGCUGUGGGAUAAGAAGGGCGCUGGAUGGGGGAUUGAUUCUAAGUGA
Messenger RNA from Ustilago hordei, 1593 nucleotides. RefSeq lists its product as uncharacterized. The transcript has a single exon. Lineage: Eukaryota; Fungi; Basidiomycota; Ustilaginomycetes; Ustilaginales; Ustilaginaceae. The coding region runs from base 1 to 1593 and encodes 530 amino acids. The record is from RefSeq and is a predicted model, not a curated record. Gene Ontology annotation, biological process: biosynthetic process; amino acid metabolic process. Gene Ontology annotation, molecular function: pyridoxal phosphate binding; transaminase activity.